AAGAAGAUUUUUUUAAAGAAAAUGGCUAAUUUAAAACUUAUAGCCACCAUGUCCAAUUCCAUUAUUUCUACUACAUAUUUUGUCCCUUCAACUCUUUGUAUCUCUAGAGCUUUUGUUAGUCCCACAAGACCUAAUGAAAUUGCAAAAAUUGAUAAAGAGACAGUCCAAAAAAUAAAAGAAGCAGCAGUAGCAGUGAAGGAAGGUGCACAAGAAGUAAAAAGUGUGGGGGAUUCUCUCAAAGAGACUAUCUCUUCUAGUGCUGGAAAUGUAAUUUCAGAGAUGUCCAAGAAAGUAUUAGACAAGGCUACAGAGAAUGAAGAAAAGAGUACAUGGGAAACUAUCAAGGAAAAAGUCACUGGCAAGUGAUUUAUAUAUAAGUUUCAUCAUUUGACUGUCUUGACAUCCAUUUAAUAACUU
Molecule: messenger RNA, 417 nt
Organism: Solanum stenotomum
Lineage: Eukaryota; Viridiplantae; Streptophyta; Magnoliopsida; Solanales; Solanaceae
Exons: 3
Coding region: 22-366 (114 amino acids)
Source: RefSeq, a predicted model, not a curated record